Molecule: messenger RNA, 1044 nt
Organism: Microdochium trichocladiopsis
Lineage: Eukaryota; Fungi; Ascomycota; Sordariomycetes; Xylariales; Microdochiaceae
Exons: 1
Coding region: 1-1044 (347 amino acids)
Biological process (GO): regulation of cyclin-dependent protein serine/threonine kinase activity
Cellular component (GO): cyclin-dependent protein kinase holoenzyme complex; nucleus
Molecular function (GO): cyclin-dependent protein serine/threonine kinase regulator activity; protein kinase binding
Source: RefSeq, a predicted model, not a curated record
AUGCCGGGCGGCGUAUGCGCGGUUCUCGACUAUGAGACCGAAAUGAUGGCUGAAUAUGUGGCCGAGAUGGCGAUGAGAAUCGUCAUGCCAAACUCUGCGGUCACUGGAGCUUUCAGGAAAUUUGUUUCCCAGAUUCUGACUUCUACGCGGCUGCCAAGCACGACCAUUCUCUUGGGCAUGAACUACCUCGCGAAGCGAAUCAACAUGCUCAAUGCCGUUGGCCCUUUCAAAGCUCAGGAGGGCCAGGUCUGGCGCAUGCUCACCGUCGCCUUGCUUCUUGGGAGCAAGUUCCUUGACGACAACACAUUCCAGAACAGGUCCUGGUCUGAAGUCAGUGGCAUUUCCGUUGCCGAGCUCAACUCCAUGGAAAACGAGUGGCUCCGACACAUCAACUGGGUGCUCUACGUCAACCUCGACCGUAGUGAAGACUACAAGGCCUGGCUGGAGAGCUGGAAGUCUUGGCAAGACGCCCGCAAGGCUCAGCAGCUUGCUCAGCAACAGCAGUCGCACCUUGCCGCCCGUGAAAGGCUGGCCCCCAUCCACACUGCCUCGCGCCGCGACACUGUUCGCCAGCACCACCCUCUGUCAUACGAAGGUUGGACCCCAGAGGAGAUCAGCGAGUACGAGCGCAAUAGAAUGGCUCGUUCGUCCAAGGUUGGCAUGUCGUACAGGCAGCGGGAGAACUCUUGGCACGGCCAGUACCAAAAUGGCUGGACUCAGGCACCUCUGACGCCUCCGGACUCGGGUUAUGGUACGCCCGAGUAUCUCAACUCUGCCGCCUCGGUCAAUGCCCGGUACAACGAGUGGUUCACCCAUGCUGUCAACACGGGCAACUACAACGCUAGCAGAGGCUUUCACUCCAGCACGUAUGGUGCUCGUAGCGCCAACGCUUCCCAGUAUCCGACAUACUUUGGUCACUACGGCCAGAGCCAUUGGGAUGCGCCUGUUGCGGAUUGCAACUGCUCUCAUUGUCUUCAAGCAUUCCAACCCAAGCAGCAGCCAUACUUCCACGGGCAUCACUAUGGGCAGACUGUCGUGGGCUAG